UCGAAAGUGAGACCGACGUGACGUGAUGUCUUCCUUCAAGGACGAUAAAGCGCCGUGUGCCCGACUCUGCCACAUCGUCAAGUGGGAUGAUUUCAAUGGUUACGGCUUCAAUCUGCACGCGCAGAAGGGCAAGAACGGUCAGUUUAUCGGCAAGGUGGACGAGGGCUCGCCGAGCUUGGCAGCCGGUCUGCGCCAGGGCGAUCGGAUAGUCGAGGUUAACGAGAUCGACAUCGCGAACGAAACUCACAAUCAAGUGGUCGAGCGUAUCAAGGCGUUCGCCAAUGAGACUAAGCUGCUAGUGGUUGACCAGGAGGCCGAUGAUUACUUCAGGGAAAACAACAUCGUCAUCAAGGGUACUAUGUCAAACAUCAAAGUGAUCAAAACGCCGGAGAGAAAUCCCAACAUCGUGGAGGAGCAUAAUGAAGAUGGCUCCGUUGACGAGAGCACGCAGAAGUCUAUCGAUUCUAAUGACACGGGACACAGCGACAGUACCACCGUUCUGCAGACGACGAACGAUGAUAAAGAGUCCAACAUGCGGGAAAAUGGCAAUGGCAAUAUGAACCACGUGCACGGUACGGGUAAUGGCACCCUGGGGGAUGGCGCGAACAACAGCGAGCCUCGAUCCUUGAACCUGACGAUGAGCGCGAAGGAGCUCAGGGAGAUGCUGGCACAGCGCAAAAAAUACGACCCGAAGAAAGAAUCGAUCGGCUUCAAGGAUAAAUUCGACAUCGUGCAGAAACUGUAGACGCAUUCUCGUGCCUCUCCUGUGACUCGGUAAUCCUUCAUUCCUUUAUUCCUUCCUUUCCCGUCGUCAUCGCCGUCGAGCGCUCCACGACGACGAUGAUGGUUUUCUUCCUACAGUAUAACGCAUUUUGUUGUAACCGAUCAAAUUGUUGUCGUUAUAAUAAAUACACGGUUGUUUAGAUUAUCGUGGAUGUUAAGCAUUGACGUCGAUAUCGUAACAUAAAUACAUUUAUUUGCAGCGAUAAACGGUGCUGCGAAGAUUAGGAUAACGAAGGGAGGCAACGCUGUUUG
Cyphomyrmex costatus is the source of this 1035-nucleotide messenger RNA. RefSeq names its product Na(+)/H(+) exchange regulatory cofactor NHE-RF1. Gene Ontology annotation, cellular component: apical plasma membrane. The transcript is spliced from 2 exons. The record is from RefSeq and is a predicted model, not a curated record. Gene Ontology annotation, molecular function: protein binding; protein-membrane adaptor activity. NCBI's taxonomy places the organism in Eukaryota, Metazoa, Arthropoda, Insecta, Hymenoptera, Formicidae. Gene Ontology annotation, biological process: protein localization to plasma membrane. Bases 26 to 745 code for a protein of 239 amino acids.